This is a messenger RNA of Oryzias latipes (Japanese medaka), 3163 nucleotides long. RefSeq names its product erythroferrone. The record is from RefSeq and is a predicted model, not a curated record. Lineage: Eukaryota; Metazoa; Chordata; Actinopteri; Beloniformes; Adrianichthyidae. Gene Ontology annotation, molecular function: hormone activity.
AGUGGACACAGCAGAGAUGAAUCAGGAGCCAAGUAGAGAGGGGAGGGGGAGGAGAGCUGACAGAGGCACCAUGACAUAUUCAUUAAAAGUACAGGAACUAAAAGCUAGAAAAUGUGGUGUAAUGUGUAGUUACAUUUAAAACUACAAGUUUCACUUUGUGAGUUGAGUGACAAAAAUAUACAAAAUGUUUGUAGAUACACCUGUGGACAAUUUCUAGAUCUUCAAAUGUUAUUACUUCAACGUCUUUGAAGUUCUUAUUGUGACUCCACAAGUAAUAAAAUAAAAUGCAAUAUUUCUGGGUUAUUUCAAUGUUUUUCCGCUCAUUUGUGUUGUUUGAAGGAUAAAAAAAAAUGUUUUGUCUGUCUGUCAUAGCUGUGAAUCCAUUCAAUCCAAUCCAUCCAUCUAUCUUAUGAACCCGCUGAGUCUCUUUUGAGGUCACCAGGCUGAUGGAGCCUGAUGCAGCCAACAACGGGCAAAGGCGGGAUUCAUCCUGGACAGGACCCCAGUCUGUCACAGGGCCCAUUUUAUCUACUGGUCGUGGAAAUAAGAUUCAAGUGCUAAAUCUGAGCUUUGGUCCUUCAUCUAAACUUAGUUUAGACUUAUAAAAUUGACUUUAAAGUUCAGAUGUCAUCCACUUCAGAGGUCAACCCUUUCAGAGGGAGUCCCUUCCAUGUGAUCCGUUGUUUAUCCAUAGUAGUUGCUAUUAAAAUACAAAGAAAAUGAUCACUGGAAUCAAUUGAAACUGGAUUACAACAUCUGAAAUGAAUCUAAUAUGUUUUUUUCAGCUGUGAAAUUAUGCUUUAUUGAUACAUUGAAUAUAGAAUUGAAUGGAUGGGUUUCUCUAUAUGGACCGGCCUGAACUUUGUUGCUAUGGUAAGUCUAUGGGGUCUAUGGGGUCUAUGGGGUCUAGGUCAGUGUUUGCCCACAUCCUCAGACACGAUGGGAGUGUGUUUCUCCUCGACAACACCCUGCAGAUAAAGGAGGUGUGGUCUGCCAGAGUCCAGAUGAUGAAAGCCCCUCAUGGGGUUGCCAUUUGGAUGAUGAAAGGAUCUGUGUGGCACUGAUAGACUCACUGCAUUGUUGCAUCACUUCUGGCAAGCAAACGUGUUCAGAUCUUAAGAGCUUGACCUGAAAAUAUAAACCUACUGACAGUCACAGAAUUCCACACUCUUGGAUCUACACAAGAGAAAAACUGGUCUUUUCUACCAUGGUAAGGUAUGGCCUCUCACAGGUCAGAAAAUCUGAUCCAAAAUCUGACUAGUGUUUCCGUAGCAAGUACGCCGUUAUGUCAGGGUAAUGAAAAACCUCCAUGAGAUUCUCAUACUUGAUUAGCACAGCGUGAAAUGUUAUUGGUUCAUAUUUCAGCUGAAGUUGAACACAACAACAUCUCAUUAGCUAUUAUCAGGUCAAUAUGAGGUUGUUCUAAAGCAAGACCACUGGCUUAAAAUGUACCUGUUUUUAUUUAGAUUAUUGAUGGUUGUGUUUAGUUUAAAUAGUAAUAAAGUAACAUGUACUCUCACAACCAUUUCAUUUACAUUAGUUUUUACUCAAGGAAAAUAUUUGAGGGCUGAAGGCAACAAAAAAGAGGAGUGUGGAGUGAUGAAAGGUGGUGAAAAAGUGCAAACAGAGAAAGACAAAUGAUGGGAGAAAGGAUAAAGCAAAGAGACAGACAGGCGCUGAGGAGACACCAGAAGAGGAGUGCAGACAGACGUGUGACAGCUUCAGAUCCACAGAGAGAUAGAGGGAAAAGGAGGAGCAUGAGGAGGAGAAGGAGAGGGAGGAGGAGUUGAGGGAGGAGAUAAAAGCGAGGUGGCUGAGCAACAACCCUCAAACUGAGGAGGACAGAGCUGCAGACAGACAGAGGGGAAGCAGAAAGGACAGACUGUUCAAACCUGAAGAGUUCCUGCACAGGAAGACGGGAUGUGAAGCUGCAGAGGACAAAUACCCACCAGAAAUAGCCCAGAGGUCUUGAGAAGAAACAAGAACGGUGCACCAUGGGAACCGCUCGCUUCCUAAAGACCUAAAUAUCCUUAACCUCAACUCUAUCCAAACCCUCCAGCAUGUUGACUAGAUCUGCUCCAGGAAAGAGGGUUGGGGUGAGGGAGCUGCUGAAGCUCCCUUUGCUCCUGGGAAUAAUGAUGUCCAUGAAGAUGGUGGUGGAGGCGCAGGCACCCAGCGAGGAGAACCAGGAGCUCCUAGAGGAUGAUGACACCUUCAGCGCUGAGAUGCUGGAAACGUCGUCCUCAGAAGUGUCCAGACUUUCUCCACUCAAUUCCUGGCUGCUCUUCCGAAAAAACUCCAACAAAGGAGAAAACCGAAGAACCAAAGGUCCCAAGAGAACCUCAAAGCAUGGCCUUCCAGGACCUCCAGGCCCUCCAGGACCUCAGGGACCCCCGGGGUUACCUGCUCCCCUCCUGCCCCAGCAGCAGGAGCUCAUUCAGGAGCUGCGGCUCAAGCUGAGAGACAUGAUGGGUGGGGAGUGUAUGCAGUGUGACCGUCCUCUUCGGGUCUCCACCUCCUUCUCCAGUCGCCUCAUGCAGCCCCUCAGCGUCCCACGCCGCAGCCUGCAAGAGCUGCACCCCUUCAGCAGGCCGUCAGACUCUGAGCAGAACCUUCAGAGGGGUCCGAGCUUUGACAGCAGCACCGGCAGGUACACGGCGCCCGUCUCUGGCUUCUACCAGUUGACUGCCAGCAUCCUCAUAGAGUCGGGGGACCGUCUGCAGGUCCGGCUCAGAGAUAGUGUGAGAGCGGCAAUCUGCAUCGAGUCUCUGUGUAAAAGCAAUCUCUCUGUAGAGUCAGUAAUGGCUGUAGCUGCUGCUGGAGGAACAUCCAGCGUCUUACUGACAGGAACCCUCUACUUGCAGGCCGGGGAGUACGUGUCUGUGUUUGUGGACAACGGCACAGGCUCGGCCAUCAGCGUACUGCAGGACUCACUGUUCUCUGGGAUUCUGCUGGGAGUCUGAUCCGAAGUUUCUGAUCGACAGCUGGUUCUGGAUCGACCCGCUUCAGUCUGGAUUGCAAAAACUAAAAGGGCUCUGAAGAACAGAAUCAGAUCAGAACUCUUGGAUCCACAAAGAAGCUUUCAAAACUCGUCUUUAUGAUUUUUUUUAAUGAAUAUUUAUUGCCAAUAAAACCUUUGUACCCUCUGUCACGGGUCAGCGCA